AGAGAGAGAGAGAGAGAGAGGAGAGAAAUGAGUGAGGGGAGGAGGAAGAAGGGGAAGGCGGUGGUGGUGGGGGGAAGCAUAGCGGGGUUGUCAUGUUCCCACGCUCUGAUAGCAGCAGGGUGGGAGGUGGUGGUGGUUGAGAAAUCAAGCUCUCCCCCAACUGGUAGCCCUACCGGUGCCGGACUCGGCCUCGACCCCAUCGCUCGCAAACUCAUCGCCUCAUGGAUCCAGCAAUCCCAUCUUCUCCAUUCUUCCACCCUCCCUCUCUCCAUUGAUCAGAAUCAAGCCACAGAUGGUGAGAAGAAGAUCAGCUGGACACUUACUAGAGAUGAAAACUUCAAUUUUAGAGCAGCACACUGGGCUGAUCUCCACAGUCUUCUGUACAAUGCUCUACCACCGAAUAUUUUUCUCUGGGGUCACUUGUACCUCUCUUUCUACAUUUCUAAUGACAAGUCUAAUGUUAAAGUCAAGACUAAAAUCCUUCAAACCGGUGAAAUCACUGAAAUAGUUGGUGAUUUGCUCAUUGCAGCAGACGGGUGUCUUUCUUCAAUCAGAAGAAGUUUUAUUCCAGAAUUCAAGUUGAGGUACUCGGGUUACUGUGCAUGGAGAGGAGUACUAGAUUUUUCAGAUAAUAAGCAUUCAGAAGCCAUCAAAGGCAUCAGGGAAGCAUAUCCAGAUCUUGGGAAAUGCUUAUACUUCAACUUAGGUUACAAAACACACAGCGUGUUCUAUGAACUUUUGAACGAAAAGUUCAACUGGAUUUGGUAUAUCAACCAACCAGAGCCAGACCUUAAGGGGAAUUCAGUGACCAUGAAAGUAAGCAGCGACAUGAUCAAGAAAAUGCAUGAAGAAGCAGAGAAGGUUUGGGUUCCAGAAUUGGUUAGAGUCAUGAAAGAAACAAAGGAACCUUUCAUAAAUGUCAUAUAUGAUUGUGAUCCUUUAGAACAAAUAUUUUGGGACAAUGUGGUAUUAGUUGGAGAUGCUGCUCAUCCAACAACCCCUCAUGGCUUAAGGAGCACAAACAUGACAAUAUUAGACGCUGCAGUUUUGGGCAAGUGCCUUGAGAAGUGGGGAGCAGAAAAUCUACAUUCUGCACUCGGAGAAUUUCAGUCUAUAAGACUUCCAGUCACUUUGAAGCAAGUACUGCAUUCGCGGAAAAUGGGCCGCAUCAAACAAGGUUUAGUUGUUUCUGAUUGCAACCCUUUUGAUCCGAAGAUGGUGAGUCCUGAGGAAUGCGAAGCGCUUCAGCAGAAAAACAUGCCGUUCUUUGGUGAUGUUCCUUCAAUACUACUUGAGUAGACGAUUUCUUCCAUUUGCUUGUGAAUCCAAUCCUCCACCUUAAUUAUACAUGAAUUGUGUCACAACCAAUAAUCAGCAUGAAUUGUGUGUGUUCUGUAAUUUGUGCUUGUAUAUAUCCAUGUAUGAUGAUUGACUGGAAUUGAAGAAUUUAGGAAUAUUUUUUUUUCUAGAUUAUAACACUGUAAUAGAUUGUCUGAAGUGGGUGACUUUUGUUUUCCUUGACUUCAGAUUAUAUGAAUUCUUUACACAUUCUGAUUUU
Molecule: messenger RNA, 1558 nt
Organism: Camellia sinensis
Lineage: Eukaryota; Viridiplantae; Streptophyta; Magnoliopsida; Ericales; Theaceae
Source: RefSeq, a predicted model, not a curated record